UGUGCGUGUGCGUGCGCGGCUGGGGGUGGUCUCGGCGGGUGUUGCCCCGCGCCCGCGCCCCGUCGGCAGGGGGCGCCCGCGGGAACGCGCGCCACGUGGACCGGAAACGCGCCCGGGGCGUCGCGGCGAGGCCUGCGAGCCGGGUGGGCGCGCGUUGCGGGCGUCCCCCGACCCCCGCAGCAUGCAGCCUUGGCCCCCGCGGUCGCGAAGCCCCAGGGACCCGCCAGCGCUCGAGGAAGCGGCCCCGUUGGCCGGCGCCGGAGUGCAUGAAGCCUGGAGUGCUGGAGAGGCGGCCGGGGAGGAGCCAGCGGGAGCCCCGCGGGCCAGCCCACAGACCCGGGCCCGAAUCCCUUGGUGGACUCCGAGAGAGCUGCGGCCCCCAGACCCGGCCGCUGAACUGACUUGGGGAACCCCGGAAGCCCCAGUUCCCGUUGCCCCGCAGAGGGCCUGGGAGGUCAGGCCGGCCAGGAUGACGCUGCUCGCUCCCUGGGACCCCAACUACGAGGUGAUGUGGGGCCCUGGAUGCUCGUCUGGCGCCUCCUUCUCCAGCCGCACCCUGUACCACCCCUCCUUCUGGCCCCUGUACCAGGCUGCGGCCAGCCGGGCCCAGCAGGAGCCCCUGAGUGAGGCCAGCGCCCCCGGGGGCGUCCCGGUGCUCUGCUGCGAAGAUGUCUUCCUGUCGGAUCCGCUGCUGCCCCGGGGGCAGCGCGUUCCCCUGUACCUGUCGGAGCCCCCCGGGCAGGUCAAGGGCUCCCUGAAGCUGCUGCUGCCGCCCCCCAUCAUGGCCCCCUGGGUCCUGCCCAGCCGCCCGCGGGGCUGCCCGGGGGCCUGGCUCAGCGGGGCUGAGCUCAUUGCCCUCACCGGCCUCCUGCAGAUGAGCCAGGGGCCGCCCAGACCCGGCCCGUCAGGGGCCACAGAGGACGCCCCAGACCCCGCAGAGGACACCUCCAGGCCCAAUGGCGGCCAGAGCUGCGCUCGGGGCGCUGCCCCCUCCCUGCCCCCUGAUCCCUAGCCCCUGCCCUUGGCAAAUUUGGUUUCUGUGGACAAUAAAACUUAGUGUUGGUUUGCAAACUGGC
Messenger RNA from Sorex fumeus (smoky shrew), 1076 nucleotides. It is a transcript of the gene SAP25, whose product is annotated as Sin3A associated protein 25. The coding region runs from base 182 to 1012 and encodes 276 amino acids. Gene Ontology annotation, biological process: regulation of DNA-templated transcription. The transcript has 5 exons. Lineage: Eukaryota; Metazoa; Chordata; Mammalia; Eulipotyphla; Soricidae. Gene Ontology annotation, cellular component: nucleus; cytoplasm. The record is from RefSeq and is a predicted model, not a curated record.